GACGUCACAGUCCGAGUGGCGACAGUCGGAAACAGGAGCAACGUCGUCGUCGCCGGUUUCGCUUUCGCUUGUCGUUGACGUUAACGCAAGGCGAAUGUCGACCCGGGCGCGAUGACGUCAUUCUCAUCCACUGUCGCCACUCGCCGGAUGACGUCAUCCUCCACCGCGUGUCGUCACUCGCGACGCGAGGCACCAUGAAGAACGCGUCCGACAAGGGAAGUAGCGCCGGUGCUGGCGGGGGUGGGAAAAUGAACCCUGCCAAGAAGGCCGUGAGGCAGAAGGAGGAGGAGGUGAAGGCCGCCGAGGUGUACGAGGAGUUCCUCGCCUCCUUCGAGGGGAGCUCGUCCGGCGGCAUCAAGACGUUCGUGCGGGGCGGCAUCGUCAACGCCAAGGAUGAGGGCGAGGAGCACAAGAAAGGGCGACUCUACCGCCCCACGUCCCGGCUCAUGGACACCAAACCCAGCCAGGCCGAGUCGCCAGCGGCGCCGCCUCCGGCCUUCGACGCACGCAAGCCCCUUGUCAAGAAAGGAGAGAAGGAGAAAAAGAAAAGUAACCUGGAGCUCUUUAAAGAGGAGCUCAAGAUGAUACAGGAGGAACGGGAGGGCCGCCACAAGCUGAAGAAGGUGAUGCAGGACGGCUCCUACCGGCCCAGCCGCUUCGAGCCGCUCUCCUCCGAGCUCGAGCAACAGCUCGCCAAGCGCUCCUCAGUGCUAGAUGAGUACACCAGCGGGUCGUACGACACGGGGGAUCCCAGCACCACCAACCUUUACCUCGGCAACAUCAACCCCAAGAUGAACGAGGAGAUGCUGUGCCAGGAGUUUGGCCGGUUCGGGCCGCUGGCCAGCGUCAAGAUCAUGUGGCCUCGCAAGGAUGAGGAGCGUGCCCGGGACCGGCACUGCGGCUUCGUGGCCUACAUGAACCGAAAAGAUGCAGAGCGUGCCCUCAAACUGCUCAACAGCAAGGAGAUCAUGGGCUACGAGAUGAGGCUGGGCUGGGGCAAGGCGAUCCCCCUGCCGCCAUACCCACUCUACAUCCCGCCGGCCAUGCUGGAGCUCACCAUGCCGCCACCGCCCUCGGGGCUGCCCUUCAACGCGCAGCCGCGGGAGAGGCUCCGCAACCCCCACGCGCCGCUGCCGCCGCCGCCCGCCAACAACGAGGAGCUGGAGAAGACUCUGUCCCAAGCCGUAGUAAAAGUGGUUAUACCCACCGAAAGGCCCCUGCUGUGCCUCAUCCACCGCAUGAUCGAGUUUGUGGUGCGCGAGGGACCGCUCUUCGAAGCCAUCAUCAUGAGCCGGGAGAUAAACAACCCCAUGUACAGAUUUCUCUUUGACAACCAAAGUCCAGCCCACGUCUAUUACCGCUGGAGGCUGUUUUCCAUCCUGCAGGGCGACUCGGCGACGCGCUGGCGCACGGCCGAGUUCCGGAUGUUCGAGGGCGGCUCGGUGUGGCGCCCGCCGCCCCUCAACCCGUACCUGCAGGGGAUGCCCGAGGAGCUGGAGCCGCUGCUGCUGCAGGGCCUGGCGGAGGGCAGCGAGAGCGAGCAGCCGCUCAAGAAGGGGCAGCUCAAGGAGGACGAGCGGGACAAGCUGGAGAACGUGCUGAGGGGGCUGACGCCGCGCAAGUCGGAGAUCGGCGACGCCAUGGCCUUCUGCCUGCAGCACGCUGAGGCGGCCGAGGAGGUGGUGGAGUGCAUCGCCGAGUCGCUCUCCAUCCUGCAGACGCCGCUGCCGAAGAAGAUCGCCCGUCUCUAUGUCGUGUCGGACAUCCUGCACAACUCGUGCGCGAAGGUCGCCAACGCCUCCUACUACAGGAAAUACUUCGAGGCCAAGCUGCCGCAGAUCUUCGCCGACAUCCACGAGGUCUACAAGUCCAUCCAAGGGCGCCUGCAGGCCGAGCAAUUCAAGCAAAAGGUGAUGUCGUGUUUCCGCGCGUGGGAGGACUGGGCCGUGUACCCGGACUCGUUCCUCAUCAAGCUCCAGAACGUCUUCCUGGGACUCGUGCGGAUCAACGACGACGGCAAGGAAGUCUCCGUGGUACCGGGGGCGGGGGCGGGGGCGGAGGAGGUGGACGGGGCGCCCCUGGACGACGACGACGUGGACGGGGCGCCCCUGGAGGAGGAGGAGGAGGGGGAGGAGGGGGAGGGGGGUGGAGGAGGAGGGGAGGGGCCGCCCCCCCGGGCGGGGGGCGCCGGGCCGCUGGACGGGGCCCCCCUGGACGACCUCGACGGGCUGCCCAUGCAGGCCGGGGAUGACAUCGAUGGGCUGCCCUUGGACGAUGCUCUCCCCAAGAAGGCGAUGCUGCCCAUCGCGUCGUCCAAGUGGGAGCGCGUGGACGACCUGGACACGGACAACACCCGCCGCUCCCCCCCUCCGUCGGGCAAGAGGGACGACGACUCGGACGAUGCCAGCGGCGGCACGGUUGGCGCUGCGGGCAAGUUGCCGCUGGGCUUCACCGCCACGGCCGUCGCCUCCUCCUCCUCCUCCGCCGGCAGUCCCAGCGGAGGUCCCGCGGGUGCCUCUGGCGCCGGCGGUGACGCGGGCAAGCCGGGGCAGGGCGGCGCAGUCGGCUCCGGUUCGUCGGUGAGCGAUGAGGCCGCUCAAAAGUCCCUGCUCAAGUCCCUGGAGGUGUCGGAGGAGAAGAGGGCCAAGCUGAGGGAGAUUGAGCUGAAGGUGAUGAAGUUUCAGGAUGAGCUGGAGUGCGGCAAGCGCCACAAGAAGGCGGGCCAGAGCAUCCGCGAGCAGGUGGAGCACUAUCGGAGCAAGCUGCUCGCAAGGGAGAAGGAGAAGAAGGAGCGUGACAAGAAGGAUCGCGACAAGGAGGAGAAGCGGAAGGGGCGCCGGGAGGGUGGUCGUGGCUCCUCGUCGCCCACGCCGCAGCAGCAGCAGCAGCAGCAGCAGGCGGCGCAGCAGCAGCAGCAGCAGCAGCAGCAGGCGCCACCUCCGCCUGCAACGCCGUCGGCGUCGUCGUCGUCGUCGGCGUCACGUCGCGAGCGGAAGCGCAGCAGCAGCAGCCGCUCGGGCUCUGAGGAGCGCUACCCCAGCCCCAGCCCCAGCCCCAGCCCCUGCCCCUCGCGCCAGCAGCAGCAGCAGCAGCAGCAGCGGCGCCAGCCGCGGCCGCAGCGCGAC
This is a messenger RNA of Petromyzon marinus (sea lamprey), 3125 nucleotides long. The record is from RefSeq and is a predicted model, not a curated record. Lineage: Eukaryota; Metazoa; Chordata; Hyperoartia; Petromyzontiformes; Petromyzontidae.